AUGAGUAUACGUAGUGCCUUAGUUCUUCCUCUAGCUUUCUGUUUAGUUGGGAUAUCUGAGCUGCUGCUUUGCUCAGGUCAUGCUGCCAACUGUGAUCCCAAUUUGAUCAAAGCUAAUGAUCAGGACCGGCUUCAGUUUGCUUUGAACUUGGAAAUGUUAGAGGCUGAGUAUUUCCUGAAUGGAGCCCUGGGCAAAGGUUUAGAUGAAAUCAGUCCAGAAUUAGCCCUAGGCGGCCCGCCUCCAAUCGGUGCUCAGAAGGCGAAUCUUGACCCUCUUGUUCGUUGUAUCAUCGAGGAAUUCGGUUAUCAAGAAGUUGGUCAUGUCAGAUCAAUUAUUAGAGAAGCAGGAGGGUUUCCUAGGCCUUUGUUAGAUAUCAGCAGUCAGAAUUUCGCAAACCUAAUGGAUCGAGCAGUUGGUUUCAAAUUGAUCCCUCCAUUCGAUCCAUAUGCGGACACAAAGAAGUUUCUCUUGGCAGCCUACACCAUGCCUUAUGUGGGAGAAAAUGGUUAUGUUGGCACAAUUCCAUACCUUAAAAACAUGACAUCUCGCAGAUUGGCUGCAUCACUUUUAGGGGUUGAGGCGGGACAAGAUGCAGUCAUACGUGAUCAUCUCUAUCAGAGAGCCUUUGAGAAGGUGGAGCCCUAUAAUCUCACAGUGGCUGAUUUUACAAACCGAAUUUCCAAGCUUCGGAACGAGCUUGGCAUGUGUGGGAUCAAAGAUGAAGGCGUCAUAGUGCCGGAGGAGCUCGGUGCCGAGAAUCGGACGUCCAGUAACAUCAUAUCGGCCGAUCCUAACUCGCUUGCAUAUGCAAGGACACCGCAGGAGAUACUGAGGAUUGUAUAUGCCAGUGGCAAUGAAUCACUGCCGGGCGGGUUUUACCCUGAAGGUGCAAACGGGAGAAUUGCAAGGCAUUUCCUGAAGCUAGAUUAAUUAUCACAUCUGUGUAAUUGAAUGUAUCUCAAGGCCAUCAACAAAUUGCUUGCGAAUCGAUUUGUCACGAUUGUGUAUAUAUAAUUACGUGUACGUGUAUAUAUAUAAUUCAUAAAUAUAU
Argentina anserina (silverweed cinquefoil) is the source of this 1051-nucleotide messenger RNA. RefSeq names its product desiccation-related protein PCC13-62-like. The coding region runs from base 1 to 930 and encodes 309 amino acids. The record is from RefSeq and is a predicted model, not a curated record. The transcript is spliced from 3 exons. NCBI's taxonomy places the organism in Eukaryota, Viridiplantae, Streptophyta, Magnoliopsida, Rosales, Rosaceae.